This is a messenger RNA of Diplodia corticola, 1959 nucleotides long. RefSeq names its product dna polymerase kappa subunit. Gene Ontology annotation, molecular function: DNA-directed DNA polymerase activity; damaged DNA binding. NCBI's taxonomy places the organism in Eukaryota, Fungi, Ascomycota, Dothideomycetes, Botryosphaeriales, Botryosphaeriaceae. The transcript has 2 exons. The coding region runs from base 1 to 1959 and encodes 652 amino acids. The record is from RefSeq and is a predicted model, not a curated record. Gene Ontology annotation, cellular component: nucleus. Gene Ontology annotation, biological process: error-prone translesion synthesis.
AUGAGCCAUGAGCCCACCAACGCGUCGCCGCACCACGCGACGCCCAGCGGCCCCCCGCCCCCGGCACCCACCACCGCCGCCGACGCCCGCGGCGCGGACGGCUCGCUGAAGUACCACCUGCUCGGCCCGUCGCUGCAGAAGAGCGGUCAGGAUGGCGUCGCGGACAUCAUCUACAACGCCUCCAAGGGCUCCAAGUUCUUCAACAACGAGUCUGUAAAGGACCGAGUCCUAACCGAGAAGAUCGACCGCAUCCUCGCCCGCAAGCGGCAGCUCCAACGGACAGACCUCUCGCAUGAUCUCCGUCGUGCCGACUCCUUCGCUGCCGAGCUCGAGCUAGGCCGUGAUCUUUCCCAGGCCAUAGUGCAUCUGGACUGCGACGCCUUCUACGCCGCCGUCGAAGAGCUGGAUCGCCCGGAGCUCAAGCAUGUUCCGUUUGCUGUGGGGAAGGGGGUGUUGACGACAUGCAACUACCACGCCCGCAAGUUUGGCUGCCGGAGCGGCAUGGCCGGCUUCGUCGCCAUGAAGCUGUGCCCGCAGCUGAUCUGCCUGCCGCUAAACUUCGACAAGUAUACGGCAAAGGCGCGCGAGGUUCGUGCGGUUCUAGAGCAGUACGAUCCGUGCUUCGAAAGCGCUAGCAUCGACGAAGCCUACUUAAAUAUCACCGCAUACUGUGAACAGCACGACAUGGAUCCCGAGGACGCUGUGCAACAACUCCGCGCCGAGGUGCAUGAGAAGACCAAAAUCACCGUGAGCGCCGGCAUCGCUGCAAAUGCCAAGCUGGCCAAAAUCUGCUCCAACAAGAACAAGCCCAACGGUCAGUUCCGUCUUGCCAAUGACCGAGCUACCAUCAUGGCCUUCAUGAGAGACCUGGCCACCAGAAAAGUCAACGGCAUCGGGCGCGUCUUUGAGCGAGAGCUGGACGCAAUCGGCGUCAAGACGUGCGGUGACAUAUACGAGCACCGUGCGUACUUGCCCAAGCUGUUUGGUGAGAAAGCCUUCCAAUUCCUGAUGCAAUGCUACCUGGGUCUGGGGCGCACCAAGAUCCAACCCGCCGAGAGCUACGAGCGCAAGAGUGUAGGCACCGAGAGCACAUUUCGCGACAUGUCAGACAAGGACGAACUGCGUGCUAAGCUUUGGCACACGGCCGAGGAGCUUGAAAAGGACCUCGAGCGAACACAGUUCAAGGGUAGAACGCUUGUGUUGAAGGUGAAGCUGCACACGUAUGAAGUCUUAUCACGGCAGACUUCGCCGCCUUUCGCGGUAUAUCGUAAGGACGACCUGUACAAGUACGCAUUGCCAAUGUUGGCGAAGCUUGAAAAAGAGAUACCAGGCAUGAAGCUACGGCUGAUGGGGUUGAGAGCUACGCACAUUGUCAGCAUGAAGAAAGGAUCAGUUGACUUCUUCGGUCUGAACAAACGCAUAACGUCAGCAGACUCCAGUACGAGCGAGCAGCAGUCGGCUCAGUCGGCGAAGGCCAAAACGGGAAGUGAAGAUGAGUGGGAAGUGUGGCCUGAGGAAGAAUUCGAAGAGGCAGCACGACAGGAGCGCGAAGCAGAUUUCGUGGAGACGCUGCGGCUCAGCCAGCAAGAAGACCGGGGCGUUCAAGAAGGCACCGAGGGAGACACACAGCCUCAGGCUGCGGAAAUCCACUGGGACUGUCCAAUCUGCCUCCGGCCACAACCAGCAAACGAUCGCGCCUUCAACGAUCACGUCGACUUCUGCCUGUCUCGAGACGCCAUCAAGGAGACAGUCAAGGAAGCCAAUGAGUCUGGCACGCCCCCACCACAGGCACAAUCGGACACAGAGUCAGCCAAGCCCAAAGAUGCGUUCGGGUUGAUGGGGAUGAAGGCCGGAUCGGCUACCAAUGGUGGACAGAAGAAAAGAGGAAGACCUCGAAGCGAUGGCCUUGGCUCCGGGCAUGGGCAGAAAGAUUCAAGGAAGCGACCCUUCUUUGGGUGA